GUGUGCAUACAAGCCAAUCAGCGACAGCCUUACUGAAAAAAGAACCAAUAGCCACUUCGCUUAGAAGAUCAUGACAGGCGUGUAGCAGCUGUUUUGGUAAGUCAUGGGGAAAGUAGACUGUAGAGUGUAGAGAGUAAUGUGACAGAUUUCGUGUGUAAUCAGGUUUAUUAUGUAUGCAAGUUACAUCCACACAGCUGUUCAGAGGCAGUGCUAACACAGAAGUGUCAGCAGCACGCGCUUCUGUAGUUGUAGUUUGUGAAUGAUCGGCUCCUCCUUGUAAAUUAUUGCAGCAGCGAACUUUGAGAAAUGAAUAAGCAAAGGCCAGCAGAUCUGAUCAGACUGAUGUGGUUAAUCGUGUCCAGGUCAGGGUAAUGUGUGUCAGGCAAAGCUCCACACACUGGAUUAACCCUGCUGGAAAAAAUCAUUAAGACCAUUACAGGUUUCUGGUGAUUUCUUGUGGUGUCCAGUAGUCACAUGGUGUUUUGUGUCUCCAGUGGUUUAACAGGUGGCCUGUGUUUGAUUCCAGAUGCAUUUGAUGGUUUCCUAAUGGGAUCUAUAGAUGUCCUACAUGAAACCUGUAGUCUCUGGGAGGUAACAGGUCCAGGAGGAACAUACUGAUAAUCCUGCAGAUUAAACGGACACUCUGGCCAAAAUGAGAAACAUUUCCAGUAUAAAUAUUAGGAAAACACCCUUCUAAUGCUGCAUCUUGAAGGUCCAGAAUCAGUUCUUUAGUUAAAUCUUUAACGUCACCAAUGGCACCACAGGAGAAAACCAAAGUGGUUCUUCUGGCGUGUGGGUCUUACAAUCCCAUCACUAACAUGCACCUGCGUAUGUUUGAGCUGGCAAGGGACCACCUGGAGGACACUGGAAGGUACCAGGUGGUGAGAGGCAUUAUCUCUCCUGUAGGGGAUGCCUAUAAGAAGAAGGGCCUGAUUGAGGCCUGCCAUCGAGUGGAGAUGGCCAGACUAGCUACAGAGAACUCUAGUUGGAUCGCUGUGGACAACUGGGAGAGCCAGCAGGCAGAGUGGGUGGAGACCGCCAAAGUUGUCAGGCACCAUCAUGCUGAACUGAUAUUGGCGGAGCAGAACCAUGACGAGGUGGACACUGUGAAGCCUGUGAAGAGGAGAAGACUGGAGGAGAAUGAGGAUAUGUGUCAAAGUUCCUCUGCAGAUCACAACAGAUCAGACGCUCCUGAGGUGAAGCUGCUUUGUGGAGCUGAUGUGCUGGAGUCCUUUGGUGUGCCCAACCUGUGGAAGCCGGAGGACAUUGAGGAGAUUGUGGGUCGUUACGGCCUGGUGUGCAUCACCAGGAGCGGCUCUAAUGCUGAGAAGUUCAUCUACCAAUUAGAUGUGCUGCAUGAGCACCGCAAGAACAUCCACAUCGUUAGAGAGUGGGUGACCAAUGACGUCUCAGCCACUCACGUAAGACGGGCGCUGCGCAGGGGCCAGAGCGUGCGCUACCUGCUGCCUGACCGUGUGGUGGACUACAUCCAGGAUCAGCGCCUGUACAGCGCGGAAAGUGAGAAGAAGAACGCUGAUGUCAUCCUUGCUCCUCUUCAGAACUACACCAAGAAUACAGACUGGGUUCAAUUCUGUCUGUACUGCUGCAGUCACUCUUACCUGUCACCUGACAAAAUGCCUGCUAGCCUCUGCGGUACAUGGGACAUGCUCAGCAAUGUCAACUUUGAAGGAUACAUGAUUGCUCUGGGGAUUGGCUUGUCCACUCGGAAAUUUGCUCUGAAGCUAAAGCACCGCAAAGUGAUCGAGAAGGUUGGUGAGGUUUAUGUGGUCAAAACUCUCAGCACCUUCAGGAACUAUGUCCUCUCCUUCCGGAUCAGUGAGGAGUUUGAUGAAUACACCAAAGGCUUGGAUGGAAGGCACUGCAAGUCUGUGGUGACGAGGGAAGGGAACAGGAUGGUGUGCACUCAGAAGGGAGAGAAGAAGAACCGAGGCUGGGCUCACUGGAUUGAGGAUGAUAAGCUGCACCUGGAGCUGUACUGCGAAGACCAAAUCUGCAAGCAAGUCUUCAAACGGGUGGCUUAAAAAGUAACAAGAGUUUGCAAUGAGGAUGGAGUUUUUAUUAAAGCAUUAAGCUUUUAUAACACAGAGAAUGGAGGGACCAUGAGCUCUAUCUUCUCUCUCACGAUACGUGUUCAUCAGGAGAAUUA
Colossoma macropomum (tambaqui) is the source of this 2167-nucleotide messenger RNA. Its product is annotated as nicotinamide/nicotinic acid mononucleotide adenylyltransferase 1-like. Gene Ontology annotation, biological process: NAD+ biosynthetic process. Bases 753 to 2042 code for a protein of 429 amino acids. The record is from RefSeq and is a predicted model, not a curated record. NCBI's taxonomy places the organism in Eukaryota, Metazoa, Chordata, Actinopteri, Characiformes, Serrasalmidae. Gene Ontology annotation, molecular function: nicotinamide-nucleotide adenylyltransferase activity; lipid binding; nicotinate-nucleotide adenylyltransferase activity. The transcript has 10 exons.